UUCUUGUCUCACAUCGAUUGUAUCACCUGAAAUUGGAGGGAGGGAGAGAGAGAGAGGGAGGAAACCUUGAACGUAGAAACAGUCCAUGUCGAGUGGAGCAACGUAAACAGCCCCAUUUAAGGGGUAAGCCCACUGCUGUGGUACAGUACAACUCCUGGAAAGGUGGGGGUUUGAUUGCUGUCAGCUAUGAGGCCUAUAAAUAUGGGGUGAAGCGGUAAGUAUUCGUUACUUAUAUUUUCUAAGUACUUCAUGUAUGACUGGAUCUUCUUGGACUGGUGAACGCUAUUAUGUGGGUUUUUUAAGUUCAAUGCGAGGUGAUGAAGCGAAGCAAGUUUGCCCACAAAUCCAACUUGUCCAAGUUCCAAUUGCUCGUGGUAAAGCUGACUUGAGCAUAUACCGAAAUGCGGGUUCAGAGGUUUAAAGAAUUCAUACGCGAUCAGUUCUAAGAUUGUUAUAUGUAGAAAUUCACUUUGAAAAGGAACUCAUGGUUGAGUAAGCUUAAACUUGCAGGUGGUUUCUAUUCUUGCAAGGAAGGGUAGAUGUGAGCGUGCUUCGAUUGAUGAAUUGUAUCUUGAUCUCACUGAUGCUGCUGAAGCAAUGUUAGCAGAAACUCCUCCAGAGAGCUUGGAAGGUAGCACAUACACUCACUUUGCAUGCCAGAGCUUUCAAGUCCAGUGACUAAGUCGCAGAAAAAUUUUCUUUCCAAGUCUUGUCCAUUGAGGUAUGGCUCUGCCAAGAUCAAAGAAGAUGCCCUGAACUUAUUUCAAGCGGGGUUACGUGAAUACCUUGGCUCACACAGAAUCAAGGCUCAGGGAAGUCACUACAAUGGAUAAUUGCUAUUUCAUCUGGGACAUGUUCAAUCAUGAAAUACUUUCAUGGGCAAGAUCAGUCCAACUGUUCGUCCACGCAAGUGAAUGACAGAUUUGUCGCAGAGGCUGCACCAUUAUCACCCUCCGGGACUGUUCUCAUACUAUAUGCUGCUUUUUGUUUCUUUUUACUUUAGUUUUACCAUUAGUUUUGCAAUUUUGGUAAAGUAUGACAUUCUUUCAAGAACUGAAAGAUAUCCAGAGUUGCAUACAACUGAACUGCCCAUAGAAUUCCGUGAGGAAGAAACAAGGAUUAGGUAUGCCAUGCCAAGUCUGGAUCAACAGGAAAACAAGGGAGAAGUAUCUACGAGAGAGGAUACAUGUGAAACCAUGCAAUCCACUGAUGACCAAGUGAUAUCUUGUUCUUUGUCCAAGCAGGCACAUGAUGCUUUCAUCCAAGAAACUUCAGCAUUGUCAUCCUCAGGGACUGAAAGUUCUUUGGCACUGAAUCCAGUUGAGCCACACAGAGAAUUCCGUAAGGAGGAAAUUCGGAUCAAGAAUUUAACGCAUGGUAUGAGACCACAUGAUCACAAAAGAAAGAUGGUGAAAGACAAGGGAUCAUCUACAAUCUUGAGAUUUUUUCAGAGUUGCAACAACUCUUUCUGUUCCCCCAAGCAAGAGCAUGUUAGAACUAUUGAUGAAACUGAAGCAUCUUCAUCCUCAAGCUUUCAAUCAGUAAUUGGCAGUUCUGAACUGAUUGAUGCUGAGUUACGCAAAAAGAACCUGCUUACAUAGAUGGGAACACAUAGUGGCAUGUCAAUUUUAGAUCGAGAUGAUAGGAGAAGGGAUGCGUGGGAUUACAAGAUUGAUGAGAUUGACCCUACUAUGGUUAAUGAGUUACCACUUGAAAUCCAGGAAGAGUUGCAAGUGUGGCUCCGACCUCAGAAGCGGGUAGCUAAUAUUGGCAAACGUGGGUCUAGUAUUGCUCAUUAUUUCUUGCCCACGAAAAAUACAUAAGCAAGUCAAAAGUAAUCAGAACCAUCAUUUUCUCUGUUUUAUGUAUUUAUUUUUUCAUGAGCCGCUUCCUUGUAAUUCACAUGAAAAUGGAGUCUCGAAAACCCAAAAUCCUUUCGAUCCAUCAAGAUUUACAUCUUAGGUCUUGGUGUUUGCACGUUAAGUGUUUUUAGUUGGUAAAUCCUUUCUUGUAUGUAAUCUUUAUACCUAUGUGUAAAUCCCCUCUUUUUUCUUUCCCUCGUGCAAUGCAUUUCAAUGCCUGUAAACAUUUUCAGA
Molecule: messenger RNA, 2096 nt
Organism: Camellia sinensis
Lineage: Eukaryota; Viridiplantae; Streptophyta; Magnoliopsida; Ericales; Theaceae
Source: RefSeq, a predicted model, not a curated record